AUGAUACCAGAUAACGUGACCCUGAUUGUGAAGGCUCCGAACCAGCAAAUAGAAGACCAAAAUAUCGAGUGUCAAACCUCUUGGACUGUCCGUCAGCUAAAAGGCCACUUAUCUGAAGUUUAUCCUAGUAAACCGAAAACUGAAGAACAGAAAAUAAUUUAUUCUGGCCAGUUAUUAGAAGACAACUCAUUAUUAAAGGAUGUUCUGCGAAACUAUGAAUACCCGAUACCUCAUACUAUGCAUCUAGUCUGCACUUCUAAGAACAAAAUGGACACACCAGAGCCUAAUACAGAUGGUCUUCGAAAUAGAAAUGGGGAGCGUGCAAAUGAGACAGCUCCACCAGAAAUGAGACAGAAUGAUCAGAACCACACUGUGGAAAUGCAGAAUUAUUUAAGUUCCUUUGUUAAUAAUUAUGGGAGGGUGCCACCAUACCAGAAUUAUAACUUCAACGAUAGAUAUCUACCAAUGCAGCAAGCGUAUAUGCAGUAUAUGCAACAGUAUGCUAAUUUAUGGCAAGCCUACGCAGUUAACACAAUGCCCCCCCAAGAAGUUCCCCAAGCACCAGCGCCCCCUCCGGCCCCAGCUCCACAGCCGAUGCCCGAAGAAGGCCGCGACUGGCUCGACAACUUGUACAUGGCGUCGCGUAUCGCCGUAUUAAUCUCGCUACUCUACUUUUAUGGUAGUCCAGCGAGACUAUUUCUGGUCUUCAUACUUGUUGUUACUGGAUAUCUACACCAGAUUGGCUUCUUCCGCGACCUGCUGGUCAAUCCUAAUAACAACUUACAACAAAAUGAUAGAAAUCGAGCGAAUCAACCCCCUCAAGCGCAGGAGGGUGAUCCAGCGCCGCAGGGGGCACAACAGACCCCACCAGAAGGCCCAGAAACGCCAGACCCCUCAAACAACCAAAACCCUCCAGAUGAUGAUCAAUCACUGCUAGCGGUAACUUGGACUAUUUUUACCACAUUUUUCGCUUCUUUAAUACCGGAAGCUAAUUGA
Pieris macdunnoughi is the source of this 996-nucleotide messenger RNA. Lineage: Eukaryota; Metazoa; Arthropoda; Insecta; Lepidoptera; Pieridae. The record is from the annotation of a GenBank genome assembly.